AUGGCAUGCUCUUCAACCAAGAAAGCCGGCACUGGUGGCUGCGCCAAUUGCUCCUGUGCCGCCACUGGCCCCUCUACUUCCAACGGCGCUUCCGUCAAGCUUCCUUCCAAGAUGGCCAAGUCCGAGUCCACUCCUCUCCUCUGGGCGACCAGCACCGCCGACGCUGUCAGCUACUCUUCUACUACACAAGAAUCUCGCUCGCGCGCUGCCUCAUCCUCCGCUUCCACCCUCAGCGCUACUCACGAAUGUCCCUCAUCUGGCCUCCAGCAACACGACCCCAACUUUGUUUGUUGCCGAGAAGUUGUUGGUACAGACGAGCGCACUCUCAUCGAUCCGGACUUUGCUCGCGACUGCAUCGUUGGUCUCAGCGACGGUUUGACCGUUCCGUUUGCGCUUACCGCAGGAUUGUCUUCGACUGGAUCGACCAAGCUGGUCGUGUUGGCUGGUUUGGCCGAGUUGGUGUCGGGUGCUAUCUCGAUGGGCAUUGGUGGUUUCUUGUCGGCUCAGGCCGAGAUGAGCCAUUUCGCUUUCAACCAGAGAUGCACCGAGCAGAGGAUAGAACGAUCGUGCGGCAGUGAGGUGCAGCGUCAGGUACAUGAUAUCUUAAAGGACUACGGUAUUGCCCCCGAGACUUCAGCUCAGAUUGCUGCCGAGCUCACAGCCAAGGAGCAGGCGCGUAAGGAAGCUCAACAGCUCGCACUGGCUCAGCAGAAACGUGCUGCCUCUUCUUCGCGUAGGAGCAUCUUUGGUUGCAUACCAGUUCCUUCCUCCUUGUCUUCGGUCUCAUCAGUGCCAGCACACAAGCGCACCUCAAGCGACGAAGAAUCGCAGCUCCUCAACAACGAUGACACAGAAGACCUCGAACAGGCUGGUCUUACUCCAUUCCUCCUCAAGCUUGGCGAAGGUUUGGAGCCGGUCAGCACCUCGCGUCUGUACAUCUCAGCGUUGACCAUCGGUCUCAGCUACUUCAUCGGCGGCAUCAUUCCUCUGCUUCCCUACAUGUUUUUGGAACAGGCAAGCAAGGCCUUGCUCUUCUCAGUGGUGAUUACUGGUGUGAUUCUCUUGAUCUUUGGUGUGGUCAAGCAGAGGGUUACUGGCGGAGAAGGUGGCUUCAAGGGUUAUGCGUACGGUGCGGUUUCGACGUUGGCAGUGGGAGGUGUGGCUGCAGGAGCUUCUUGGUUGAUUGUUGGGUUGUUGGAGGGUGGGGGAGAUGGACACCUCUAG
This is a messenger RNA of Ustilago hordei, 1224 nucleotides long. RefSeq lists its product as uncharacterized. NCBI's taxonomy places the organism in Eukaryota, Fungi, Basidiomycota, Ustilaginomycetes, Ustilaginales, Ustilaginaceae. The transcript has a single exon. Bases 1 to 1224 code for a protein of 407 amino acids. Gene Ontology annotation, cellular component: fungal-type vacuole membrane. Gene Ontology annotation, molecular function: iron ion transmembrane transporter activity; manganese ion transmembrane transporter activity. The record is from RefSeq and is a predicted model, not a curated record. Gene Ontology annotation, biological process: intracellular manganese ion homeostasis.